Messenger RNA from Neurospora hispaniola, 1230 nucleotides. RefSeq lists its product as uncharacterized. The record is from RefSeq and is a predicted model, not a curated record. The coding region runs from base 271 to 1125 and encodes 284 amino acids. NCBI's taxonomy places the organism in Eukaryota, Fungi, Ascomycota, Sordariomycetes, Sordariales, Sordariaceae. Gene Ontology annotation, molecular function: oxidoreductase activity, acting on a sulfur group of donors, disulfide as acceptor. The transcript is spliced from 4 exons.
CUGGGACAUCCCAUUGCUCCUUAGCACUCCACGUUAUCGCGCCUGUCUCCACUUUGGAUGGCUUGAUGCUAGGUCCGUUCGUGACCCAUCUGAGUGACGAUGCUGGACCCCAACAUCAGAUCUGCUGCCUCUCUCCGUCCUUUCCCCCGGACCUCAACUCUUCAACCCUGUCCACCAUUUCGAACAUUUCUUGAAGCACUGCAGUGAUACAAAGUAGGUAUAUUUACACAACACAGCGACAAUUAUUGAGUGUUUAGCGAUUUCGCAAACAUGGACGAAAAAACUCUCUUACCAACGACAACACCAACCAUCACCAUAUCACCACCUACUCCGUCCAACCCCAACAGCAGCAACCAGAAUGGCCGCGAUAAACACGCCCUCCGUCGCUUCCUCGUCGCCGUCUGCCUAAUGGUAAUGGUGUGGACCCUGUGCGGGCUCGACAUGGACCUCGACGACAACGACAUCCUAUCGGAAUGGUCGCUCGAGCAAAUGCCAAUAACGACCAUCGACACCUUUACCGUACCAAUCACCGAUAUCGACGUUGGCGGUGACGCUGACCACGAACCGGUCCCCCUUGAGGCGCAUAUCAUGAGCAAAUGCCCCGACGCGCGAGACUGUUUCCGGGAGUUGGUACUGCCUGCUAUGCAGAGGGUGCAUACCAAGGUCAACUUUACCUUGUCGUUCAUCGGAACACCGACCAACGGCGAUGAUGGAGUUGCUUGCAAGCACGGCCCAGAAGAGUGCCUUGGAAACAUCAUUGAGCUUUGCGCCCAAAAGCUGUAUCCCGACCCCAAGAUCUUCCUUGGCUUCACCAUGUGUUUGGCCAAGAACUACCAUGAGAUUCCUCAGCGGAGCUUGAUCGAAGACUGUGCGCUCGAGCACGCCAUCGACUUUGACCAGCUCAACCAAUGUGCUACCAAGGAUGACGGUGCCUUGGGUAUCGGUUUGCUGAGGGACAGCGUCAAGAGAAGCGCCGAUGCCGGCGUAACAAAGAGCUGCACCGUCCGCCUUGACAACGAGAUCUUUUGCAUCCGCGACGGCGGCAAGUGGUCUGACUGCCCUCACGGCUCCAGCGUUAACGACUUAGUCCUGGCGGUAGAGAAGCUGUACGGACGUGAGGUCUAGAGCACCUACCUUCUAUAGUCACCGUGAUUCACUUCUUUAGUUUCCCCCCCUCCUCUUUUUGCUGCUACUGCUGCUACUGCUGCUGCUGCUGCUGCUGCUGCUGCU